AUGGAAGAAUCAAUUCUACGGUAUGAAAAAAUUGACUUCCUUGGAGAGGGACAGUUUGCCACUGUCUACAAAGCUAGAGAUGUGAAGACAGAUAAAAUUGUGGCCGUAAAGAAGAUCAAGAUAGGCUCCCGUCUGGAGGCUCAAGAUGGUAUCAACCGGACAGCUCUGAGAGAGAUAAAGCUGCUGCAGGAGUUGCAGCAUAUCAAUCUCAUUGGAUUAUUAGAUGUAUUUGGACAAAAAUCAAAUGUAUCAUUAGUGUUUGACUUUAUGGACACAGAUUUGGAGAUAAUUGUUAAAGACAAUACUAUAGUGCUUACUCCAGCUAAUGUUAAGGCUUAUAUGAUUAUGACACUAAAAGGUUUAGAAUAUUUACACCAGAAUUGGAUUUUGCACAGAGAUUUAAAGCCUAACAACUUGCUUAUAAAUCGGGAAGGAAUUCUAAAGAUUGGUGAUUUCGGUCUGGCAAAGGCUUUUGGAUCUCCAACCAGAAUCAAUACUCAUCAGGUAGUCACCAGGUGGUACAGAUCUCCAGAAUUAUUGUUUGGAGCAAGACAAUAUGGCACAGGUGUAGACAUGUGGGCAAUAGGUUGUAUACUAGCAGAACUACUGCUGAGAGUACCCUUCUUACCUGGAGAGUCAGAUCUGGACCAACUUUCGCGCAUCUUCCAAGUAUUUGGCACACCAAGUGAAGAAACUUGGCCAGGUAUGAAGAAUUUAACAGACUAUGUGCAGUUCAAGCACUUUCCACCGCAGCAGCUGCGUCACAUUUUUAGCGCCGCGUCUGAUGAUCUCAUCCAACUGCUAGAGAGCCUCCUUGCGCUCUAUCCACCCAACCGGUGUGAUUGCACGCAGGCAUUGCAGAUGGCGUACUUCAGCAACAAACCAGCUCCAUCAGUAGGCUCCAAACUGCCCAUGCCUUCCAACAUUAGCAAAAUAGAGGCUGAUAAACCAUCACUGAAGAGAAAACUGCUGGAAAACAUCGAUGGUGGUUCCUUAGCAAAAAGACUGCAGUUUUGA
This is a messenger RNA of Spodoptera littoralis (African cotton leafworm), 1017 nucleotides long. The record is from the annotation of a GenBank genome assembly. NCBI's taxonomy places the organism in Eukaryota, Metazoa, Arthropoda, Insecta, Lepidoptera, Noctuidae.